ACUUAACAGUGUCAACAUCAGCGCAUGAAUACAAGAUAAAUGACCACGUUUUUUAUAGGUAGGUCAACCUGGUAAUAACACUCUCUCUCUCUCUCUCUGGAGCGCUGUUUCAAUCAAUCGACAGCAUUUGAGCUACUAACAGUAUGAUUGAUCUUAAGCGAGGACUACUUUAAAGCUACACAAUCCAAUCAUUGAAGGUGGACUCUGUGUGUUCACUUUGAAUUGAGUCAUUGAAGAUAUCACACCGGUUCUUUACCGCAAGAAAAGAUUCUUGUAAUCUCUUUCCGUGUGGACUCUACUUCUGGUUCUGACAAUGAAGACAUCUUUCAAAUUGGAGUAAUUAACACAGUAACGGACAUUGGCCAUGGAGGAUACACGACUCAAGUCAUUCGGUCAACGAAACGAACAACCAUCAGAGGAGGGGAACUCUCUUGGGAGCGGUGGCAGCAACUGGUGGAAAAGAAAGUGUAGUGACCCGGAAGAAAAAUCUACAUUAAUAGUCAACAGGAAGGACCUGAGCCCGGAAGCUACUCAACGUCUGCUGACCUCUGCCCUCGUUAUUUCAUGGGCAUCCAUUAUCUUUUCAUUAGGGACCGGACUAGCAGCCUUGGUUCUCAGUGUCCAUGGCAACAGUGAAUCACUUUUUGCCUUCGGGUUGGACGCGGUGCUAGACAGCCUGUCAUCUUGUGCAGUGUUGUGGCGUUUCCAAGGCAACGUUGAUUGUGUUUACUCGCUGGCGAGAGAACGGAAGGCCUGCAUUGCCAUAGGUGUCUUGUUUCUGGUCUCAGCGGCGUCUCUGAUCAUUAAGUCUGUUGUAGCCAUCGCCAACGAGACUCACGAAGAGGAGGAAGUGGUGCUCUUCGACUCCUUCGCCUUGACCUGUGGCAUCAUUUCUGUGUUCAUUGGGGCUUCCAAAGUUUACGUUGGUCUAAAGUUGAGAAGUCAAGCCUUGUAUACUGACAGUAUCAUAACAUUUGUGGGCGCCGCCUCCUGUUUCGCGGGCGUGGCGGGCCUGGAGCUCUACGUCAACGACACCAAGUAUUGGUAUGUGGACUCAGUGUUUGGUAUACUGUGUGGGCUCUUUCUGCUGUUCUUUGGUAUCAAGCUACUCUAUACAACAUUGAAAGAGAAAUCUUAAGAAACUUCCACACUGAAGAGCUCCUCUACUUACUUAGGAUACUUUGCUAAAGUUGUUGAUUUGUUAAGAUUGUUGUAUAAUCUUAUAUUAUCAUUGUUAUGAUGGUUCGGACCUGACCCGGAAUAAAGUCUUUCUGUAUUUAUCAUUACGUUUGUCCCCGGAGUCAUCAAUCGUUGGUCUCCGUACAUCUCCGUGCAUUUCCGUCAUAUUCACGUACCAUUAGUCUCAUUGACCCAUUUGCUACGAUUUGUAAAAUAUAUGACUGUUGUAUCUCUGGUAACCGGAUGAAGCUCCUACUUUGUGAUAGAAGAUGAACACAAACUCGAUGAUGGUUGUGGGGUCCGAUCUUUGCUUUGAAAAGGCGGUUACAUUCCUGGCACCAGUGGAUUGGGCCUACCCUGAAUCGUCUGCAAUAGCGCUGAGUGCCGAAUGAUCACCAGUUAUUCUCAUUGCCUCCUUGCCACAAGCACCGGCUCUUACAGGUCUUUGGCUUGAGGAGAUCACGAACUUCCCCCCCCCCCCCCCAAAAAAUGAAAUGUUGCCUCCAAGUUUAGUGUGGCGUUACACUGCGGGAAUUCCCUGAAAACAAGGAAAUAUUCUUAAAUUAUUUGUACCUCUAGGUAUCUUAGGCUGCUUAACUACUUUGUACAGUUUCUUUUCGAAAUGCAUUUUUUAAAUACCAAAAUAGUAUCAAUAAAUACCAUUAUUAUAACAAAAUUUUUUUGGACAACCCGGAAGCGACAUAGAACACAAUGCAUCGUACCUACAUAAGUUUUCAGUACUAUAUUAAAAAGUAAGAACGGUACAUUUAUAAGCUGAGAAAGAAAUAUUGAUUAAUUACUGUCUUUGUUUAUCAAGACUUUGUCUUUGUAACAAAAGCUUGAAUAUUCUUUUUGUUGACAUCAUGUAUAGCGAUAUUUUAUUUUGUUUCGUUUGUAUACCGACGAGAUUAAAGAGAUACUAAACUUAUUGGAUUUUGAAUGUACUAGGUUUAUAUUUGGGCUAAUGUAGUUCUACAUAUGAUACACUUUUUAUUAAGUUGAGACACCAAUGAAAGGAAGUGAAUCGAAAAUGUAUUUUAUGGUUAGACUAAUUUGCAUUAAUGUUUCUUUUUUUUUAAUGUUUCCAUUAUUUUUGUUUAAAAUAAAAAGGCAAUUUCAACUUG
Messenger RNA from Biomphalaria glabrata, 2303 nucleotides. RefSeq names its product transmembrane protein 163-like. The transcript is spliced from 9 exons. Gene Ontology annotation, cellular component: membrane. The record is from RefSeq and is a predicted model, not a curated record. The coding region runs from base 365 to 1138 and encodes 257 amino acids. NCBI's taxonomy places the organism in Eukaryota, Metazoa, Mollusca, Gastropoda, Planorbidae.